GUUCCAAGGUGAGGAGGCAAAGAAAAGCUGCGAUUUCAGUGAAAAGAUCGAUCGGACUUGGAGAAGACGCGAGAGUAGAAGAGAAGAGAAGAGAAGAUGGUUGGUACGAAUCUGAAAGCGGAGACGAUGGCUCUAAUGGACAAGAGAGCAGCCAUGGAGACGGAGAUGAACUCUAUUGUCCAACGUCUCUGCAAUCCCGGCGGUCCUGGUCUCUCCGGCAAUCUCAUCGACUCUGAGGGAUUCCCGCGGGAAGAUAUUGACAUUCCGAUGGUGAGAGCUGACCGGCGUCGCCUUGCUGAGUUAAAGAGUGAGCACAGUGAGAUAACGGAAAAGAUAAAUGUGAACAUUCAAAUUCUUCAUUCAGUGAGGCCUACAUCUAGAGCUUCAUCUACAAAAGAUUCAGGUUCAGAAGAUUCAAGCUUGUCAGGUGCAGUGACUUCUUUAUCUGCCUCCAUGCAGACAUCUGGAUUCAGUGUUACUUCCCGACCCAUGGAAGUGGAUGUGCUUACUAGUAUUCCCUUUGCCAUGGUUGAUGAGAUAACCGAAUCAUCUCCAGCAGCAGAGGAUGGAUUACAGCUUGGAGAUCAGGUUGUGAAAUUUGGCAACGUGGGGGGUGGUGACAACCUGUUGCAAAGGCUUGCUGCUGAAGCUCAGUCUAACCAGGGACAAGCAGUUUCUAUUCAAGUAAUGAGGCAAGGUGCAAAAGUUGAUUUAUCUGUCACACCAAGGAUAUGGCAAGGCAGAGGUCUAUUGGGGUGUCAUUUUCGAUUGGUAUGAGCUGCACAUGCUUCCUUGGAUUAUCAUUUGGAGAUCUGGAUUUGGUGAAAGCUUCUGUCCUGCAGAGUUGGUGGUUGAUUAAGUAGGCUUGCAAGUGUUUGCAUAGCCUGCAAAGUAGAAUGACCUGUAUUUUUCAUCUUUGUAUGGAGAACCCAACUAAAAUAGUAUUUGGUCUGUACAAUUAAGAGGCUUCCUUUCUCACCCUUUUUCCUAACAAUGGUGUAUGAUUCCACCACCCAAAUCGAGAAUAGAGUUAAAGAUACUA
Molecule: messenger RNA, 1042 nt
Organism: Capsella rubella
Lineage: Eukaryota; Viridiplantae; Streptophyta; Magnoliopsida; Brassicales; Brassicaceae
Product: 26S proteasome non-ATPase regulatory subunit 9
Exons: 5
Coding region: 97-777 (226 amino acids)
Biological process (GO): proteasome regulatory particle assembly
Cellular component (GO): nucleus; cytoplasm
Molecular function (GO): protein binding
Source: RefSeq, a predicted model, not a curated record